AAUGGUUUUGCUGUACUAUUUUUUUUUCUUCUUCUUCUUCUACUUCAGUGAUUUAUAUAUAGCUAUAUAUUUAAAGCCGGUUUGUUUAUUCAGUAAGUCUUGCUAGCUAAAAGAAUAAGACAUUGACUGACUGGAGGAGAUUCACUUCCGGUUUGAUCAGGAAGUUAGAGAAGUCAGGAUGAAGAUUAAAAGACAGAAGCAGGUCAAGAAGACGAUCAGUUUUUAUAAAUAUAACUUUGGUUUUCGGGAACCGUUUCAAAUCCUGAUCGACGGGACUUUCUGUCAGGCUGCGCUAAAGAAUAAAAUCCAAAUCAAAGAGCAGCUGCCGAAAUAUUUUAUGGGGGAAGUUCAACUGUGCACCACUCAAUGCGCCCUGAAGGAACUUGAAACCCUUUCAAAAGACCUGUUUGGAGCUAAAUUAAUCCUGCAGAGGUUUCAGACCAGGAAAUGUAAACAUAAGGAGCCUGUUCCAGCCUCUCAGUGCCUGCUGUCCAUGCUGGGAGGCACAAAUGCACAUCACUACUUCGUUGCCACGCAGGACAGAGAGUUGACUACAGCGCUGAUGGAGAUCCCCGGUGUGCCCCUGAUCUACAUUAUCCUCAACACCAUGGUGUUAGACAAACCGUCAGCAUGUUCAGUGAAGCAUGUGGAAGCAGUGCAGCUGGGAGAGCUCGUGAGUCCUCAUCACCAGCACAGCCUGCAGAGCCUCAAAGCUGAGCAGGGCCUCAGUAAGGACGGUGAGGAGCGGCGGGGGAAAAAACGCAAGAGAAAGUCAGGCAACCCGAACCCUCUCAGCUGUUUGAAAAAGAAGAAGAAACCAAUGCCACAGCAACCCAAACAGACUGACGGAGAGAAGAAGAAGAAGAGGAGCAGGCACAGGAAGAGGAGCGCUCCUGGGCCGUCUGUUAGUGUGAACCCAAACCCUUCCGGUGCUCAGUCAUGACACAUCUUCUGUAUAUCAGCUGAUUGUAUAAGAAUCCCACUGUUUUUUACUAGUCAGAUUUUUGAAUAAAACUUGAAUCAAGA
Molecule: messenger RNA, 1026 nt
Organism: Neoarius graeffei (lesser salmon catfish)
Lineage: Eukaryota; Metazoa; Chordata; Actinopteri; Siluriformes; Ariidae
Gene: utp23
Product: UTP23 small subunit processome component
Exons: 3
Coding region: 179-943 (254 amino acids)
Cellular component (GO): nucleolus; small-subunit processome
Molecular function (GO): small ribosomal subunit rRNA binding
Source: RefSeq, a predicted model, not a curated record